Musca domestica (house fly) is the source of this 3345-nucleotide messenger RNA. It is a transcript of the gene Cpsf6, whose product is annotated as cleavage and polyadenylation specificity factor subunit 6. NCBI's taxonomy places the organism in Eukaryota, Metazoa, Arthropoda, Insecta, Diptera, Muscidae. Gene Ontology annotation, cellular component: mRNA cleavage and polyadenylation specificity factor complex. Gene Ontology annotation, biological process: mRNA alternative polyadenylation. The transcript is spliced from 7 exons. Bases 457 to 2535 code for a protein of 692 amino acids. The record is from RefSeq and is a predicted model, not a curated record. Gene Ontology annotation, molecular function: mRNA binding.
UCUCACUCAUUGUGAUUUCAUUUUAUUUUUUCAUUCGCUGAAAUUUUGGCUUCAAAUUCGCCAGGAAAAAAAGAUAAAUCAAUUUUUGUCCAAGAAACGUAAAAUUUAUAAAAGUUCAUAUAGUUUAUGAAAAAGUUAAAAAACAUAGAAUCAGUGAAUGCAUUAACAAUUGCUCCAAUUAUUAGUUAUUUGGGAAAAAGAACUGUACAUAAGGAGUUCUAGUGAAACGAGGUAAAGUUGAAAAGGUGCAAGCUGUCACCGGUUUCGGGUCGGUGUGUGCUCGCGUAAAAGUGGUACGCGUAUGUAUGUGUAGAAAAAAUAUUUGAGAAAAGAGUGGAAAAGAUUUUAAUCCUCCGUCACACUGCCACACUUAAUAUAGUGUGUCUGCGGCGGAUAACUAUUCUUCGGACCAUAUUGGGAAAAUAAUUUUAUAUAAAAUAGGCGAAACAAACAAAUAUGGCUGACGGCGUGGUAUUGGAUCUCUAUGCAGAAGAUUUAGAUACACAAAAUCAGGAUGAAUUUGCUGGCGAUGGGGUUGAUUUGUAUGAUGAUAUAGGAGGGGCGCCAGAAGCAUCCAGUAGUGGUGCUGCAAUAGCACCAGCAACGGGUGGUGGAGAAAGUCCCAGCGCAGGCAAUAAUGGCGCAGAGGGUGGUGCUGCAAAUGCCGGAACAAAUGGAGUCUACCAUCAAGGUGCUGGUAGUUUGGCUCCCAAUCAAGCUGGUAGGCGUUUUCAAUUGUAUGUGGGAAAUUUGACUUGGUGGACAACCGAUCAAGAUAUUGCCAAUGCUAUACGCGAUAUUGGAGUCACUGAUUUUCAAGAAGUAAAGUUUUUCGAGAAUCGGGCCAAUGGCCAGUCCAAAGGAUUCAGUGUUGUAUCAUUGGCUUCGGAAAAUAGUAUGCGCUUGGUUUUGGAGCGUUUGCCGAAAAAAGAGUUGCAUGGCCAGGCGCCAGUUGUCACAUAUCCAACAAAGCAGGCCUUAAAUCAAUUUGAGAGUCUACAGAAAACUCGUCCAGUACCGCCGCCACAACAAAAUGGACCACCAAGAGGCCCGGCGCCACCAAAUAUGAUGCCAGGAGGCCCAAUGCCACCACACCCGGGUGGACCACAAGGCGUACCGCCAGGACAUCAGCCACGUAUGCCUAUGAAUCCAAAUAUGCCACCAGGUCAAUUUAGGCCACAGCAUAUGCCACCCCAAGGACCGCCAGUAGGCCAGGGACCUCCAAGAAUGCAGCCACCAAUGCAUCAGGGUCCGCCGAUGGGACCGCAACAAGGGAUGCAAGGACCACCGCGAUUUGGCCAACAACAGUCACAAUGGCCGGGGCAGCCGCGUCCGAAUGGUCCACGACCAGGACCUAUGAAUGGGCCACCGCAACGUCCGCCACAAAUGUUUCAGGGACCUCCCGGCGGCAUGCCAAUGCGCGGCCCCAGACCAGACUGGAGGCCUCCAAUGCAUGGAGGCUUUCCGCAGGGACCGCCAGGUGGUCCACCACAGGGACCACCACAUAUGCAAGGUCCACCAAGGGGUCCUCCGGGUGGCCCUCCUCAAAUGGGUGGUCCUGGUGUUCCUCCACCAGGCGGACCUCAUGGAGCACCUGGUGGUCCAGCUCCACAUGUAAAUCCCGCAUUCUUUAAUCAGCCAGGCGGUGGACCUCCACAACACCCAGGGGGUCCGCCGAUGAGUGGUGGUCCACCACAUGGUCCACCCGGACCCCAACAGGGAAUGAAUAUGCCACCCCAACACGGUCCACCUCCCCAUUUCGCUCAGCAGGGAGCACCUCGGGGGCCUUGGCCCGGUCCGCCAGGACCAGUUAAGCAACAAACGUUCCCAGAUCCCCAACAGCCCAUGGGACCUCAAUUAAGUGAAGCAGAAUUUGAAGAAAUAAUGGGCCGCAAUCGCACCGUCAGCAGUUCGGCCAUUGCGCGUGCAGUAUCUGAUGCCGCAGCCGGUGAAUAUUCCAGCGCAAUUGAAACUUUAGUCACAGCAAUCUCAUUGAUCAAACAAUCGAAGGUGGCUCACGAUGAACGUUGUAAAAUAUUGAUCAGCUCGUUACAAGAUACAUUACACGGCAUUGAAACAAAAAGCUACAACAGACGCGAACGGUCAAGAUCACGCGAAAGAUCACAUCGGCAAAGACCGCGACGCGAAAGAUCUUCAUCACGAUAUCGUGAAAGAUCACGCGAAAGAGAACGUGAUCGCGAAAGGGAACGAGAUCGUGAUGCUGGAGGAUCCCGUAAACUUGAUGUCGUAGCUAAUAAUUAUCGUGAUCGCUCAAGAAGCCGUGAACGAGAACGACCCAGUGCCAACGACCACUAUCGUGAUGAUAGCUCCAGCCGCUCGGCAAGAGCUCGAAAAACACCAGAGCCUACGGGCGGAGACGUAGGCACCGAAGCGCCAUCGAAACGUAGUUACUACGAAGAACGUUAUCGAUCAUCCGAUCGUGAUCGGGAACGUGAGCGGGACCGUGAUCGCGAACGUGAUCGCGACCGUGAUCGUGAGCGUGAACGCGACAGAGAACAUCGUUCCAGACAUUAGUCACAUUGACAGAAGUACACAUAGAAGAUUAUUUAACUUGCAACAAGUGAUCAUCGAUCGUUACCUUUAUAAAUAGCCACACCCAAUUAAUGAUCCUAAUCCUAUGAUUUAGAUAUUAUCAGAAAUUCAAAUUGUAUUGAAAAAAACAAGAGACUACCUAUCCUAUCUAAUAUAAUUUUGGGACAGCUGAAAUGCGGAUUAAGAUCUUUCAACCUAAAUACCCAAAAUGACGCUAUGAUAUUCAUAUAUGGAAUGAAAGAACAAUUGAGAUAUGGACUGUGUGUGCAAACAUUGCGCUGCAAUUUAAAAUCAAAAGCCUGAUUAAUCCCAAUCUCAGUCCGCUGCAAAAAACAAUAUUCUCACCACUCCUUUAUUUCUUAUUUAAUAUCAUCAAUCUUAGACACUAAUAACUACGCCUACACAUACAUACAUUGUUUGUAAAUUGAUAUUUCAGUUUAUUAAUAAAAAUACAAAAUAUAUGAGAUAAUUAUAAAAAAAGUGUUGGAAUUCGUAUCACUGACAAACUCCAAAAGAAAAAAAACACAUUUACCAUUUGUACCAAAGAAAUGUAUGUACUUAGUUUAUUGUUUCUAGAAAUUAAGCUUCCUCAUUUCCCCAUGUACAAUUGAAAUUUGUUUCAUUAUUAUUAACUAUGUAAAUUUUUGCCAGGGGAAACUUGAUAUAAUUUUUGUACUUCAAUAUCAAAAAUAAUAAUUAAGAUUAGUUUUUGUAAUUCUCAUAGAAAAUGGAAAAAUAUGCAAACCGCUACAAAAUAUGCAUAUUGAUUAAAUAUGUGGCCUUUGAAAUAUA